Molecule: messenger RNA, 1692 nt
Organism: Paramecium primaurelia
Lineage: Eukaryota; Ciliophora; Oligohymenophorea; Peniculida; Parameciidae
Source: the annotation of a GenBank genome assembly
AUGGGUUCAUGCAAUGGCUAACCUAAAAGAAUGGUUAAUUCUAAAAGAGAAAGUCUAACUACUUUUCAUAAGAUUUAAGAAGCUUCUACAAUAAAAUCGAACAAAAGUUUAGUGAAAUAAAGAACAGAUUUUAAGGUUGCUCCAAGCAUAUUUGUGUCCUUAAAGAGUGGAGAUAUUUGUCAAUACUAUGAAAUAGAAUCUACUUUAGGUGAAGGUAAUAAGAUAAUUUAUAUAAAUCAAGGAACUUUUGGAAGAGUUAGUUUGGUUAAGUAAAAAUCGACGAAUAUUUUUCGUGCAAUGAAACAAAUAGCUAAAGACAAAAUCUUAGCAUGUCAAAGAGAAAAGAUGAUUCAAGAAGUCAAUAUUCUUAAAGAUCUUGAUCAUCCAAAUAUAGUGAAUAUAUAUGAGCUUUACUAAGAUGAACGCUAUUAUUACUUGAUAACUGAGUAAAUAGAGAUAAUUAAUUAAGAUAUUUAAGUGGAGGAGAGUUGUUCGAUAAAAUCUAAUAACGGAACAAUCUAAAUGAGAGUAUGGCUGCUAAUUAUAUGAAAUAAAUAUUAAAUGCUGUGAAUUAUUGUCAUUAAAGAAACUUAGUUCAUAGGUAUAUAAUAAAAUAAAUAUUUAGGGAUUUGAAACCAGAAAACAUACUAUUUGAUUAAAGAGGAUCUGAAUAAAUAAUUAAAAUAAUUGAUUUUGGAACUGCUAAAUAAAUACUUUCUAAUACUUAAUUGAAAUAAAAAACUGGAACACCUUAUUUUAUAGCACCUGAAGUUAUUGAUUAAAAUUAUAAUAAUAAAUGUGAUAUAUGGUCAUGUGGUGUAAUAUUAUAUAUAAUGAUGUGUGGAAAGCCUCCAUUUAAAGGAAAUAAUGUGGAUGAAUUAUAUAGAAAUAUAAAAAAUGGGUAUGUAGAUUUUACUGGUAAUUUAUAAUAUAAAAUAAUAAAUAGGUUCUGAAUGGUAUGAUGUUUCUUAGGAUGCUAAAUCUUUUAUAUCAAAACUCUUAGUUGUAGAUCCUGUUAAGAGAAUGUCAGCAGAAUAGGCAUUAAAGGAUAAUUGGAUUGUGAGUAAUAAAAGAAUAGAAAAAAUUAAUACAAGAAAUCUAGAAAAUCUUUCUUAAUUUCAUGUUUUUUGAUUUAUUUUAUCUUUUGUAGAAUAGCAGUAAAUUAGGUUCAGCAAUUUUAUAAUUGAUAACAACUUAAAUAAUGACUUCGAAGGAGAAAAAAGAAUUAAUAAAAGGAUUUAGUGCUAUAGACAAAAAUGGUGAUGGUUUAUUAAGUAAGGAUGAAUUAAUAUAAUGUAAAAAUGUAAUUUAUUUUAGGUUAUAUGGAAAUGUAUUAAGAUGAAAUAAAAUGCCAUUAAAUAGUUAAUAAGAUUUUUAAGUAUUCUGAUGUUGAUUGUUCAGGAACAAUUGAAUAUACAGGUAAAGAUAGUUAAAUAUUAAUAAGAGUUUAUUGUAGCAUAUUCAGAGUUAUAAAAUUUAAUGGCUUAAGAGAAACUUGAAAAAGCUUUUAAAUUAUUUGAUAAAGAUGGAAAUGGAACUAUAAGUAAAGGAGAACUUUAAGAGAUAUUUGGAGGAUUAGCUUUAAAUGAAAAUUAGUGGGAUAAUGUUUUUUCUGAAUUAGACACUAAUGGAGAUGGAGUUGUGACAUUCUAAGAGUUCACUUAAUUAUUGAUGAAAGAUAACAAUAAAUGA